AUGGCCACCCCUGAGCAGAAGAAGUUUGUCUCGCAGAUCGACGCCAAUAAGCCGGCGCUCAUCGAUCGCCUGGCAAAGGCCGUCUCGAUCCCCUCGGUCUCGGGCGACGCUUCCUACCGCAAGCACUGCUUUGAAAUGGCAGACUUCCUCCUCGACGAGCUCAAGCGCCUCGGCGCCACGGCCCAGCUCAAGCCCCUCGGCAAGCAGGUCCUCGACGGUCAGGAGAUCGAGCUGCCCCCCGUCGUCUUUGCCGACUACGGCAACGACCCCAACAAGAAGACCAUCCUCGUCUACGGCCACUUUGACGUCCAGCCUGCGCUCAAAUCGGAUGGGUGGGACACCGAGCCCUUCACCCUGGUGCACGAUGAAAAGACCGGCCGCCUGUACGGCCGCGGAUCCACCGACGACAAGGGUCCCGUCCUCGGCUGGAUCAACGUCGUCGAGGCGCACCAGCAGGCCGGCAUCAACCUUCCCGUCAACCUCAAGUUCUGCCUCGAGGGAAUGGAGGAGAGCGGCAGCGUUGGCCUCGACGAGCUCAUCGCCGCCGAAAAGGACGCCUUUUUCCGCGGCGUAGACGCCGUCUGCAUCUCUGACAACUACUGGCUCGGCACCACAAAGCCUUGCCUCACUCACGGCCUGCGUGGCAUCACCUACUUCAAGCUCACCAUUUCUGGCCCUGCUCGCGACCUCCACUCGGGCGUCUUUGGCGGCGUCGUCCACGAGCCCAUGACCGAUCUCUUCGCCGUCAUGUCCAAGCUCGUCACGCCCGAGGGAAAGAUCCUCAUCCCUGGCGUCAACGAGCUCGUGGCUCCGCUCACUGACGAGGAAAAGCAGCGUUACGAUGUCAUGGACUUCACCGUCGCCGAUGUCGAGGGCGCUACGGGCAGCAAGACGACUAUCAGCACCGACAAGGCCACCGCCCUGAUGGCGCGCAUGCGCUACCCGUCCCUCAGCCUUCACGGCAUCGAGGGUGCGUUCGGCGAGGCCGGCACCAAGACUGUCAUCCCCGCCAAGGUGACGGGCAAGUUUUCGCUGCGACUCGUCCCCGACCAGACCCCCGAGGCCAUCGUCGAGCUGGUCACCAAGUACGUCGAGGCCGAGUUUGCCAAGCUCGGCAGCAAGAACACGGUCCACAUCGCCAGCGAGCACGGCGGCAAGCCAUGGCUCGCCGACCCCAACCACUGGAACUACGAGGCGGCCGUCAAGGCGACACAGACCGUGUACGGCGUCAAGCCCGACUUGACGCGCGAGGGCGGCUCGAUCCCCGUCACCCUCACCUUUGCCGACACGCUGCAGAAGAACGUCCUCCUGCUGCCCAUGGGUCGCAGUGACGACGGCGCCCACUCGAUCAACGAGAAGAUCGACAUUUCCAACUACAUCGAGGGCACCAAGCUGCUCGGGCUCUACCUCCACGAGGUGGCUGCACACGCCGCCUAG
This is a messenger RNA of Pseudozyma flocculosa PF-1, 1437 nucleotides long. RefSeq lists its product as uncharacterized. Gene Ontology annotation, biological process: proteolysis. The transcript has 3 exons. The coding region runs from base 1 to 1437 and encodes 478 amino acids. Lineage: Eukaryota; Fungi; Basidiomycota; Ustilaginomycetes; Ustilaginales; Ustilaginaceae. The record is from RefSeq and is a predicted model, not a curated record. Gene Ontology annotation, molecular function: metallodipeptidase activity.